CUCAGGACUGCUCUGCUCUGGGUGACUUGCACCACCGACAGCGACGAGAAAAAAGGCGGAACGGGUCUCAUUCUCGACACGCCGCGGCGGCGACCCUCUGCUCUCGCUCUGACUCCAUUGACUCUCUUAAACAAUGCAUCGGUAUUCGAGGAAAAGAUAUAACUCGAGCUGAGCCUUAGCCCGACGCGGUCGAUAAGCCAUCUCCUUGCUUGUCACAUAAUAUGUCUUCAGAACAGGCUACUCUCCGCGUCGGUAUCGAUGUCGGCGGCACGAACGUCGACGGUGUCUUGCUCGACCCUCUCGCAGACGCCAACGCGGCGAAUAGGGGCAUUAUCGCCUGGCACAAGUCACCGACGACGACGAAUCCGAGCGAUGGAAUCCAGAAUGUCAUGACCGCCCUCCUCACCAAAGCCAACGUCGACCGCUCCCGCAUCGCCAGCGUCACCAUCGGCACAACCCACUUCAUCAACGCCGUAAUCGAGAAAGACCAAGCCCGCCUCGCCCCCGUCGCCGUAAUCCGCCUCUCCGGUCCCUUCUCGCACGACGUCCCCCCCGGCAUCGACUGGCCCCUCGACCUCCGCUCCAUCAUCUGCAAAUACUCCGCCUGCAUCGACGGCGGGCUCGAAGUCGACGGGACCAUCAUCCGCGAUGUCUCCGAGGCGCAGGUUGAAAAGGUUUGUAAGGAGAUUGCGGAGCUGGGGAUUAAGAGCGUGGUUGUGAAUGGGGUUUUCUCGCCUUCGGAUUUGGUGCAGAGGCAGGAAGAGAGAGCGGGCGAGUGGGUGAGGAAGUAUUUACCGGGGGCGGACGUCGUGCUCUCCAAACAAGUCGCAAACCUCGGCUUCAUCGAACGCGAAAACGCCUCAAUCCUCAACGCCUCCAUCCUCCCCUUCGCCCGUCUCACCAUCUCCUCCUUCCAACACGCCCUCCGCCUUCUCUCCCUCUCCUGUCCCGUCUUUCUCACCCAGAACGACGGGACGAUUUUGAAGGCGGAUAGGGCUGCGCUGUUGCCGAUUAGGACGUUUAGUAGUGGGCCGACGAAUUCGAUGUGUGGGGCGGCGUUUUUGGUUAAGGGGGGUGUGGGGGUGAAGGGGGGGAGGGAGGGAGAGGGGAAGGAGAAUAUUUUGGUCGUGGAUAUUGGAGGGACGACUUCGGAUUGCGGUAUGCUCCUCGCGAGUGGACUUCCCCGUCAAGCAGCAGCUAUAACCGAGAUCGGCGGCGUGCGCAUGAAUUUCUCGUGUCCUGACGUGAAGUCCAUCGGCCUCGGCGGCGGCUCCAUCGUCCGCAAACCCUCCCCUUCCUCUCCCUCCUCCUCCUCCUCUCCCCAUGCAAAGCUCACAAUAGGCCCCGACUCCGUCGGCCACCGCAUCCAACAAUCGGCACUCGUCUUCGGGGGUAACACAGCGACAGCGACGGAUUAUGCGGUGCGUGCGCAGGGGCUGAGACAUAUUGGGGAUCCGGGCCUUUUGGAUGCUAGUGGGGAGUUCGCCAGUACCAGCCCUGGGAGUGAGACUGGCACCAGCACUGGGAGUGAGACUGGCACCAGCACUGGGAGUGAGACUGGCACCAGCACUGGGAGUGAGAGCGGCGCGGGGAAGGAAGGAAAGGAAGGAAAGGACGGCGAAGGAUCAGUGAACGAGUUCAAGAAAGUGAUGAAAAAGAUGUUAGAAGGUCUCAUUGAUCGUAUGAAAACGAACGCGGAGGACGUCACGGUUUUGUUAGUUGGGGGUGGAGCGGUGCUCGUACCCGUCGACGACGGCGAUGAGGACAAUGACAAUGAUGCGAAGUUGAAGGGGGCGAGUAGGGUUGUGAGGCCGGAGUUUGCGGGGGUGGCUAAUGCGAUUGGGGCGGCCAUCGCCCGCGUAUCAGGAACAAUCGACACCAUGGUAUCCACCGCGGACAAAUCCAUGCAAACGAUCCUGGACGAGAUAUGUGCGUUAGCGGUGGAUAAGGCGGUCGAGAAUGGGGCGGUGAGGGAGAGCGUGAAGAUUGCGGAGAUGGAUUGCAUUCCGUUGCAGUAUGUAGCGAACAAGUCGCGGGUGAUCGUCAAAGCCAUCGGCGACUUUGACUUUUCCAAGCCCACCUCCUCUCUCCUUCCCCUUUCCUCCUCCUCCACCACUACCACCACCACCCCCACCACCCCCAUCACAUCCACCACCUCCUCCACCACCACCCCUUCACCCUCGUCCGCACCGACCCCCUCAAACGACGCCACCUCCUCAAACAACGUAAUGGACAAAAAACCUCUCGACCUCUCCUCCCUCGCCGCCGAAAAGAUCGCACUCGAUAUCCCGGCGUACAGGCCCGUCGUGAACGAGAAGCGGGAAUGGGUCGUUUCGGAGGUGGAUCUGGAGUGGAUUAGUGUGGGGUGUUAUAUUCUCGGGACUGACUAUGAACUACGACUGACGGAAGGCGGUGGUGGAACGCCAUACCCGCACUUCAUCCGUCUCCGCGAGAUGAUGCGCAAGGGCGCGGUCGUGCGCGUUAUUUCGCCGGAGGAUAUUAAGGACGAUGAUGUCGUGGCGUGUGGGGGUGGCAAGGGCAGUCCGACGGUUGGGAUUGAGAAGUUGCCUGCGAAUGAGAUGGUCGAAGCGCAGAAGUUGGUGUAUGAUAUGUUGGGGUAUAAACCCGAUUCGGUGAUCGCGCUGGAGAUUGGGGGCGGGAACGGCUUGCAGGGCAUGUUGCUCGGUGCAUCUAACAAUAUGAAUAUUCCGACCGUCGACGGUGACUGGAUGGGUCGCGCGUACCCCGUCUCGUGGCAGAUCACGCCCGUCGUACUCGGUGGCGACCAGGCUCACUUUGUGCCUACCGCCAUCGCCGACGGGAACGGAAACAAUAUGAUCAUGACCUCCGCCACCUCGGAAAAAAUGAUCGAACGCGCCUUCCGCGCCGCCCUCUCCGAAAUGGGCUCCCACGUCGCCUGCGCCAAAGGUCCCUGCUCAGGCGCCAACGCGAAAUCCUGGGUAGUCGAGAACACGAUCUCGCUCGCCUGGCGCGUCGGGCGCGCCGUCGCGCUGUGCAAGUCGCGCAACGAGCUCGACAACGUCGCGGACGUGAUCAUCGACGAGGUCGGCGGGAAGGAGAGCGCGAAGGUGUUGUUCAAGGGGAAGAUUGUCGGCGUGGAGAGGAAGGUCGUCAAGGGACAUGUGUAUGGCGAGGUCGUCAUCGCCGCGAUCGAGAGCGACGACGAGGGCAGUGGGAGUGCAAGUGGGAGCGGACAGAGGUUCAGCGGGACGGUGAAGGUGCCGUUCAAGAACGAGAAUAUCCUAGCGGCGCAUGUGGACGCGUCUGGGAAGGAGACGCUCCUCGCGUGCGUGCCCGAUCUGAUCUGCGUACUCGACACGAACUCGGGAGAGGCGAUCGGCACGCCAGAAUACAGAUACGGCUUGCUGUGUACCGUGAUUGGCAUCACGGCGAGCGAGCGGUGGACGAGCACGGAGAGGGGGAUUGAGAUUGGGGGCCCGAAGGCGUUUGGGAUGGAUGAUGUGGAGUAUAAGCCGCUGGGGACGUUCAAGAGGCCGAGGAGCGUGAUUGAUGAGUUUGGGCCGAAGAGGGUAUAGGCCUUUAGCUUAGGGUUCGCAGGCGUGUUAGACUUGGGUAGACUUUUUGGGUUUGGGGUGUAACUUAUGGCAUUAUUUUUUUGUGUUAUUGUAUGGCUCAAUCAAAC
Messenger RNA from Stereum hirsutum FP-91666 SS1, 3664 nucleotides. Its product is annotated as DUF917-domain-containing protein. The transcript has 14 exons. The coding region runs from base 222 to 3557 and encodes 1111 amino acids. Lineage: Eukaryota; Fungi; Basidiomycota; Agaricomycetes; Russulales; Stereaceae. Gene Ontology annotation, cellular component: cytosol. Gene Ontology annotation, biological process: glutathione metabolic process. The record is from RefSeq and is a predicted model, not a curated record. Gene Ontology annotation, molecular function: 5-oxoprolinase (ATP-hydrolyzing) activity.